This is a messenger RNA of Myxocyprinus asiaticus (Chinese sucker), 5816 nucleotides long. RefSeq names its product solute carrier family 23 member 2 (gene slc23a2). Gene Ontology annotation, biological process: transmembrane transport; L-ascorbic acid metabolic process. NCBI's taxonomy places the organism in Eukaryota, Metazoa, Chordata, Actinopteri, Cypriniformes, Catostomidae. The record is from RefSeq and is a predicted model, not a curated record. The transcript is spliced from 17 exons. The coding region runs from base 375 to 2498 and encodes 707 amino acids. Gene Ontology annotation, cellular component: membrane. Gene Ontology annotation, molecular function: transmembrane transporter activity.
CAGUGCCCGUGUGCGCUGUGUAUGUCCGCUGUGUGAGCUAUGUAACAGGAAAAAUAGUGCCACUUGCCUUCUGCUCAUCAUACAUAACAUCGCCUGGCGAGAAGCCUCUGUUCUGCUGAAGGUCUUUAAUGAGAGAAGCUCGCAAUUCCUGUGUUUACUCUCAGCAGUGAUAAAGUAGGACACUCGCUUACGAGGUAUACCAAGGCGUAACAGAACAGAAGGGCAAGUUACAGAGGAAGAAAACGGUUAUUUUGUCUACGUGGAAAGGUCUAUAGCCAAUCCAUGUUCAACCCAUGGUCUUUCUGUGGUUCUUGAAAGAGUAAGUUUAACCCCUCCAAAACAGAUGCUUCUGGCCGCCCCGAUUGGUGGGAGUGAUGUGUGAACUAGAUGUCCGGGCCAGCCAAUCAGUAGACCGUGAGAGUGUGCUGACAGUCAGAGCUGCAGUGUUUCUACCAGAGAGAGAGAGAAAGUGGAGGACAGGAGCACAGGCAGAGGAAGAGGAGGGAGAAGAGGGAGAGGAGCAGAGGGGAGGAAUGGGCAUUGGUAAAAACACCACCUCCAAAUCCAUGGACUCCACCACUGAGCUUGGCAAAUAUGAGGAGGAGAACAAACACAGUGCACACUUCUACCCCAUCCCAGUGGUUAACGGUGUUGUCCAGACCCCUGGAGAUCAAGACGCAGAGGACACAGAGCUCAUGGCCAUUUAUGCCAAAGACUGCCAGAUGGAGGACAAAUGCUCCAUAUCAGAGACGGUGGACAGUGCAGACAGCAUAGACACAAGGAGAAUGGAAAUGAUAUACACCAUAGAGGACACGCCACCUUGGUACCUGUGUGUGUUCCUGGGUUUACAGCAUUACCUUACCUGCUUCAGUGGGACUAUCGCUGUGCCCUUCUUGCUGGCAGAGGCCAUGUGUGUGGGUUAUGACCAGUGGGCCACCAGUCAGCUGAUUGGUACCAUUUUCUUCUGUGUGGGAAUCACCACCCUGCUGCAGACCACCCUCGGCUGUCGGCUUCCGUUAUUUCAGGCAAGUGCUUUUGCGUUUCUCGCACCAGCAAGAGCCAUUCUUUCAUUGGAUAAAUGGAAGUGUAACACAACAGCUGUUCUUGUAUUAAAUGGCACAGAGCUGCCCCACACAGAAGACAUCUGGUACCCCAGGAUACGAGAGAUCCAGGGUGCUAUCAUAGUCUCCUCUAUGAUAGAGGUGGUCAUAGGGGCCUUAGGUUUGCCAGGUGUCUUGUUGAAGUACAUUGGACCACUCACCAUCACCCCAACUGUCACUCUGAUUGGCCUCUCAGGCUUCCAGGCGGCUGGAGAGAGGGCGGGCAAACACUGGGGCAUCGCCAUGCUAACCAUAUUCCUGGUGCUGCUGUUCUCUCAGUAUGCGCGUAACAUCCAGUUGCCGCUCCCCAUCUACAAAUCCAAGAAGGGCUGGACUUCUUACCGCCUGCAGUUGUUCAAGAUGUUUCCUAUCAUCAUGGCGAUCUUGGUGUCCUGGGUUCUGUGUUUCAUCUUUACGGUGACCGACGUGUUUCCUCCCGAGAAAGACAAGUAUGGGUUCUACGCCCGUACAGAUGCCCGACAGGGCAUCUUGGCAGCCGCCCCCUGGUUCAAGAUACCUUACCCCUUCCAAUGGGGGCUGCCCACAGUGACGGCAGCCGGGGUGAUUGGCAUGCUCAGUGCUGUGGUUGCCAGUAUUAUAGAGUCCAUUGGAGACUACUACGCCUGUGCCCGUCUCUCCUGUGCCCCUCCACCACCUAUACAUGCCAUUAACAGAGGGAUCUUUAUGGAGGGUCUUUCCUGUGUUCUUGAUGGUGUCUUUGGGACAGGGAAUGGCUCCACAUCUUCCAGCCCAAACAUCGGUGUUCUGGGCAUCACAAAAGUGGGCAGCAGGCGGGUCAUUCAGUAUGGUGCUGCUCUGAUGCUGUUACUGGGAAUGGUGGGUAAAUUCAGCGCUCUUUUCGCAUCAUUGCCUGACCCAGUUCUGGGAGCGCUGUUCUGCACGUUGUUCGGCAUGAUCACUGCCGUAGGCCUUUCCAACCUGCAAUUUGUGGACCUCAACUCUUCCCGCAACCUGUUUGUCCUUGGCUUCUCCAUCUUUUUUGGCCUGGUCCUGCCCAGUUAUCUCAAAGAGAAUCCCCUAGUCACCGGUAUAGUACAGAUAGAUCAGGUGCUAAACGUUCUCCUAACAACUGCCAUGUUUGUUGGAGGUUCUGUGGCAUUUAUGUUGGAUAAUACUAUUCCUGGCUCACCGGAGGAAAGGGGAAUCCGAAAGAUGAAUCGUGGAAGCAGUGCAUCUAAACGGGACAGAAUGGAAUCUUACGACCUUCCGUUUGGUAUGGACUUCCUGCGCCGCCAUCGCAUCUUCCAGUACCUCCCCAUCAGCCCCACUUUCACUGGCUACCAAUGGAGUGUUCUCACCCAUAGCUGCCACAAGCGGAGAAACAGGAGAGAGGAUGACAUUCCAGCAAAGCCAGAACUGGGAGAUAGUGGGGUAUAGUUUUAGCCUCAGUAGAUUUUAGGUGAGAGAUAAUGGUCAUUGCAAAGCUUAAUUUUUACCCAGUCAGUUAAAACCCAGUCCUCUGCUGUUUUAGUCCUUUAGUAAACAACCAGCUACAGUUUUCAUCCCACAGUCCUUUAAAAGCUCUGAAACUCUGGAUAAUUUUUUGUUCAACUCAUGGAGUUGCCAACACUAAGGUUUGUUUCUAGCUGUUGAUAUGGCUGUUGCUAAAACUUUGACAGCACAAAAGCUUGAGAGAUUGUUUCAAGGUGUCUCCAUGACAACGCUGAGUAGAUGCAAUGCAGGUUGCAAUGGUUUAUCUCUAUUUGUGUGGGAGGACAGGAAAACAGAGACUAAUCUACCAAUUUACAGAAAAUCUACCGAAUUUCAGACAUCAGUGUUCCUUGUUUAGCAGACCUGCACUGCUCUGUUUGCACAAAGCAUCAUUAGAAACCACAGUGUAGAUUGGAUAUGCUAGAUUUUGAAUUUACAAGUACUAGUAAUGCCUAGUGACCAUUGUCUCACACCUCCACAUUUACACGUAUGCACACAAACACAUGCCCAAACUUGUUUAAUGCAUGUCGCUGGCUGAGAACCUAUUAAUGCCAGUGACUUAAGGUUUACAUUGAAAUAAAAGGUUAGUGGGCUUUAUGUUUGAACUGCACUGCUUGUUAAAGCAAGAAUUAACGCACAAAAUGUAGUCGUACCUACUUUGCUCGUUCCUAAUUUAACUUCCAGUGUCUUCUUUCCAAAAAUCAAACUCUUGUCCAUGUCCAAGUACCUUAAUUACAUCCAUAUGCCUUAAAUGUGUGGAAAAUUAUUUACUCAUUCAAAAUUGCUGUCAUUUGUUUUAGGCAGGCAUGAUAUAGUAAAUGGCAAUAGUUCUUUAUGUCCAUUAGUGCUGUUAUUUUGAUGAAUAGCAAGUGCAAAGUGGCAUUUUCAUACUGGGGUUAAGAAAAGGAUAUUACCUGGUUUUACAUUUUUCUUAUCAGCAGUAAGAAAUGCCAUUUCUGCCGGAUGCAGAUAGCUAUGCAGCAAGUACAAAGAUACGAAAAAAGCAAUGAAUGUAUAAUCAAGUGUAUGGUUUGCAAAAGAAGGAAGACUGAAAGAGAAGGAAAGGAAAGAAUAGCUUGAAUAUUUCAUUCAGGCAGUCUGUUUGAAACAUGUUUUUACCUGGAUCUUUCCAUCUGUAGAAUCCUGUUCAGUACGCCAAGUUUCUGAUCUGUUCUUCAUUUGUUAAAGGUGGCACUUUCCUCACUGCUGUUCAAAGGAAUGUGGUUUAAUAUGUAAAUCCUAAGGCACUGCACAUGUGGUAGGUUUUGGGCACAGAGAGGAAAAGAAUGCCGGUGAUGGGCAUUUUUUGACUUGCUUUCCAACUGUACAAAUCCAUUUAUACGGAAUUAUCACAAGUUAUUCCUUACUAUUUAUGUUUUCUCUUUUGCCGAUACAAUUUUCUCAUGUUUGGUCUACAGGCUUGUUAUCUUUGGCUUAUAUUAAAAAAUCUGUCUAAACAACUUUAAAAUGUACAGUACACUAUCAGCAGGUUUUUUUUAAACACGUACUAUUUCCAUAUAAGAUUUCAGUCAGCUGUUGGUGGCUAUGAUGUCAAGCAGCCACUUUUUAAACAUCAAGACUGCUGUUUGAUGACAUCAGGGGACAUGAAAGUGCAUCUGUGCUUUGAUAACCUGGCUUAGAGCACCACCUGAUGGUUAUAAAUGCAUCAGAGGCUCACCGUCUCACUGUUUCCGGGUGCAGAGUUUCUUUUGUUAAUUUAUUUAUUUAUAUGUAGUAUGUCUACUAUCAUUGUAUAAAUUCUUUUUUUGCCUUGACAUCUGAAAGAAGAAACUCUCAAGAAAGCUUAGGUUUAAUUUGAUUUGUUGGAGUAACACAGUCCCAAGACUUACAACAUACCUGGUGGUUCCUCAGUCCGUCAUUCCAAGAAAUGUUUAUGUGAUAUUCCUUUUUUUUAAUUUAUUUUUUGUUGUUGUUGUUGUUGUUUCUAACAGAAAAUUGUUUUAUGCAAGGACCGUUUCACUUGGUAACUCAAUGUUGUUUUGUUUUCAACCUUAUUUUCAGAUUUUACAAAGGUUCUGCAGUCUUUCUGUGCAUUAUAACAGUAAAGGGUACUGUAGAACCUUGUUAGAGUGUAGAAGAACAAGUGACAGUAUUUGGGACCUGAAAAGCCAGAUCUGAGGCAGUGCUGUAUGCAAGGUGGUGGCAAAACACUUAUAGUUUAGUGGAACUUGGAACAGAGUGCUGCAAUAUUGAGCAGAAACGGAUGUAGAAUCCAAUUCACACAAAGUCAAGACAUGCAUUUGAUACAGUAAGCAUUACAGCUUGGAGGUAAUCAGAAAUCUAUGAGUGCAGCACUUUUUGUUACUAAAAUACAACAGUGAGCACUCCUGAGUGUGGUGUAAUGAUGAUUGUCUCAGAUUCUUUAUACAAAAUAAUCUACAGAAAGAUACAGAUUACCUUUAAAGUCACCCCCCUCAUUCACACCUUAUGCUUGCCGUUCUGUGAGUCCUAAUCUAAAAUAUUUUUCCCUCAAAUUGUAUAUUAUGUUAUUGAAUGCAGAAUAAGACUCAAAUGGACCUGCUUAUGAAGACCUCUCACUUCCUUUCAUUUAUUCAUCAGUGUUGAUUUUAAACCAAUAUUAAACAUCUAUCUUUGCCCAAAAUUCACAAUUAUUAGUGCUUAAUGCUUUAUUGAUGAUUAAUAUGGUUUUGAUAUGAGAAUAUUGUGAUAUGACAAGAUGAUUGGUUGAAACUCAGUAUCAGCUCAAAAUAGAAAGGAUGUGAUCGGUCUUAAUAACAUGGCUGCAGUGUGAUUCAAAUAUAUAAAACCCUUCAGUUAUUUUGAGGGGGACAUAUCUGAAGAAUAUACUUAGUUUAUCUGAAGUGUACAAUAUCUUUAAUGUUUAAUUCUUGUUUUUUAUAAGUUGUUUUGUGUUUUAGCGUCAAAAAUAAUGCAUAUAAUCUUAAAUCAUGCUGCAGAGCAUACAAUUUUGUUACAUUUUUAUUUAAGAGUAAAACAAGUUCUCUUUGUUAUCUUUUUUUUUAUCUGUAGUUCAAUGGAAUUGUUGUCAGCUAGAACUUUUUCAUAUUGUAUUUUUCUAACAUUGCUUCCUGUUCAUGUUAAAAGUAGUACAAAUGGACAAAGAGGUAAAAUACAGUAAGACUAUUAUAAAUUUUUAUUGAAUUGAAUAAAGAUUGUAUUAUAUUCUUGGACCAGGCGUUGCAGUUCCUGUUAGUAGCAUCAGCAGAAAUUGUUUUGUUCCUUGUUCCAAAAAAAUAUUUAAUAAGAUGUUUCUGAUCAAAU